Messenger RNA from Aspergillus wentii DTO 134E9, 3994 nucleotides. RefSeq lists its product as uncharacterized. Gene Ontology annotation, molecular function: 5-oxoprolinase (ATP-hydrolyzing) activity. The coding region runs from base 1 to 3885 and encodes 1294 amino acids. Gene Ontology annotation, biological process: glutathione metabolic process. Lineage: Eukaryota; Fungi; Ascomycota; Eurotiomycetes; Eurotiales; Aspergillaceae. Gene Ontology annotation, cellular component: cytosol. The transcript is spliced from 7 exons. The record is from RefSeq and is a predicted model, not a curated record.
AUGCCAGCUGAAACACGUCCUCAAGGUCUUCGGAUCUCCAUCGACCGCGGUGGCACCUUUACCGAUUGUAUCUGCAAAGUCCCUGGCCGAGAGGAUAUCGUCGUCAAGAUCCUCUCAGUCGACACGAAGAACUAUCCAGAUGCACCGACCGAAGCUGUCCGUCGAGUGUUGGAGAUUUACUAUGGAGAGUCUAUUCCACGAGGGACUCCAUUAAACACAAAGGAUAUUGAAUGGAUCCGCAUGGGCACAACGGUCGCCACAAAUGCUCUGCUGGAAAGAAAAGGAGAGCGCACUGCCCUCUUGAUCACAGCCGGCUUCAAAGAUCUGCUGCAGAUUGGCAAUCAAUCUCGGCCUGCCAUGUUCGAUCUGGCCAUUCGCAGACCGGAAUCGCUAUACGCGGAUGUCUUCGAGGUGGAUGAGCGUGUCACACUGCGCAACUGCACUGAUUCAGACCUGAGAAGUACCAAUCUAUCAUCGCCAGGGUUUGUCCAGGAGGUUCAAGGGACAUCAGGCGAGACUGUGCAGAUCAUCAAACCAGUUGAUCUGCAGUCGGUAGAAGCGUAUCUGCAAAAUAUUUACAACGCUGGAUAUCGCUCCAUCGCAGUCUGUCUGAUGCAUUCAUACAUUUUCCCUGAACAUGAACUGCAGAUCAAAGAGAUCGCACAGAAGAUCGGCAUCACCAACGUCUCUCUGUCUCACGUUGUAUCGCAACGAUCCAAGAUUGUCCCUCGAGGCAACUCGGCUGUCAUUGACGGCUAUCUGACUCCCACCAUCGAGCGAUAUCUGCAGCAGUUCCUGGCCAGCUUCCCGGGCAUCGAACAAACGGGAACGAAGCUCGAGUUUAUGCAAUCCGACGGUGGUCUCGUCCCAGCCAACCAGCUAUCCGGUCUUCGCUCCAUUCUCUCUGGUCCAGCUGGAGGUGUCGUUGGAUAUGCCCAGACAUGCUAUGACGAGAGCAACAAAGUCCCUCUGAUCGGAUUCGACAUGGGCGGAACCAGCACAGACGUUAGUCGUUAUGAUGGCGACCUGGAUCACAUCUUUGAAACUACAACCGCUGGCAUCUCCAUCCAAGCACCACAGCUGAAUGUCAACACCAUCGCUGCCGGUGGUGGCAGUAUCCUCGCCUGGCGCGAUGGCCUCAUGUCUGUUGGCCCAGAAAGUGCAUCGUCGCAUCCUGGCCCAGCUUGCUACCGAAAGGGGGGACCGUUGACCGUCACAGAUGCCAACCUGGCCUUGGGAAGACUCAUUCCAGAACAUUUUCCGUCUGUCUUUGGGCCGAAUGAAGACGAACCCCUGGAUCGGGACGUUGUCAUUGCCAAGUUUGAGGAAUUGACAGCGACGAUCAAUCGGGACACAGGCAAGUCACUGAGCUGGGCGCAGGUUGCUCAUGGAUUCAUCGAUGUCGCCAACUCUGCCAUGUGCGGUCCCAUUCGCAGCUUGACCGAAGCGCGAGGACACGAUACAACAAGACACAAUCUGGCAUCGUUUGGAGGCGCAGGAGGUCAGCAUGCGUGUGCCAUUGCAGAGGCUCUGGGCAUAAAGAAGGUCCUCAUCCAUAAGCAUUCGUCUAUUCUAUCUGCAUACGGAAUUGGACUGGCAGACGUGGUCCAUGAAGAGCAGAGGCCUUGUGCAAAGAUCUACGAGUCUUCGACCCUGCAUACCAUCCUGGCUGAUCUGGAUGAUCUCAGUCAAGUGGCCAAGGACCAUCUGGCGGAGACUGGCAUUCUCAACGUCGAUGCAUACCGCUAUCUCAGCAUGCGAUAUGAUGGCAGUGAGACCACGCUGAUGGUUGCUGUCGAGUCUGGCCAGGAUGCAUUACAGUCGUUUGUGACAGCGCAUCAUCAGCAAUUCGGCUUCACUCCAACAAACAGAAAGGUGUUUGUCGACAGUCUUCGAAUUCGGGCAGUUGGAAGGGGAUCCUUUGAUGAAGAAUCCACUAGUCCUGCCCAUCCAGAGAAACUGCAGAAUCAAAUUGGCAUCAAGUCAGAGUCGCCAAAGCCAGUCUUCUUCGACGCCUCUGGAUGGAGCGAUACCCCCGUGUAUCUUCUUGGAUCGCUCCCUUUUGGCAGUUCCAUCGCAGGUCCCGCUAUGGUCGUCGAUCAAACACAGACCAUCCUGAUCGGCCUUGGUUCGUCUGCAUUGAUUCAGCCCGAAACAGUCAUCUUGGAUGUCUGUCCGAUGAAGAAAAAAGAUGCAGUCAGCACCGACACGAUUGACCCGGUGCAGCUGUCCAUCUUCCGCCAUCGCUUCAUGGGCGUCGCAGAGCAAAUGGGCCGGAUGUUGCAGCAGGUCAGUGUCAGUGCAAACAUCAAAGAGAGACUCGAUUUCAGCUGUGCUUUGUUCACGCCGGAUGGAUCACUGGUUGCCAAUGCGCCUCAUGUUCCAGCCAUGAUUGGCAGUAUGGCAUUUGCCGUCAAGUCGCAGAUCAAAGCGUGGAGUGGAAAGUUGAAAGACGGCGAUGUUCUGUUGUCCAAUUCUCCAGAAUAUGGCGGCACUCAUCUGCCUGAUUUGACGGUCAUCACUCCCGUGUUCGAUUCAGAGGGAAAGGAGAUCAUCUUCUGGGCUGCUUCUCGUGGCCAUCAUGCUGAUGUCGGUGGAAUUCUACCCGGCUCUAUGCCUCCAUCCUCUCGCGAACUCUGGCAAGAAGGCGCUCUAUUCAACUCGUUCCUCUUGGUCAGGGACGGCGUUCUCGACGAUGAAGGACUUACUCGGAUGCUCUGCGAUGAGCCAGCUCAAUAUCCCGGUUGCAGUGGUACCCGUUGCUACCAGGAUAAUGUGACUGAUCUCAAGGCACAAGUGGCUGCCAAUCACUGCGGCAUCAGAUUAAUCCGUCAGUUGAUUGAGGAAUACACGAUGGACGUGGUUCAGACAUACAUGGGUGCUAUCCAAGGUGCUGCAGAACUUGCCAUUCGGAAUCUAUUCAAGAGACUGUCUUCGCACUUCGGAGGCACCGAGUUGAAGGCUGUUGAUCAUAUGGACGACGGCACUCCGAUUGAACUAAAGGUGACUCUGAAUGCUGAAGAUGGAUCGGCCGUGUUUGACUUUACUGGCACUGGAGCUGAGGUUUAUGGCAACUGGAAUGCCCCGAUAGCCAUCUGCUAUUCGGCCAUCAUCUUCGCCCUUCGCUGCAUGGUGGAAUCUGAUAUCCCCCUGAAUCACGGCUGCAUCAAACCAGUGCAGGUAAUCGUGCCAGACAGUUCUCUGCUCAAGCCCAGCAUCACCGCCGCAGUCUGUGCUGGCAAUGUUUUGACCUCCCAGAGAAUCGUGGAUGUCAUCUUCAAAACACUAGGAACAUCCGCCGCCAGCCAAGGAUGCAUGAACAACUUUGCCUUUGGUCGCGAUGGCAAAGACGGAUUCGGAUACUAUGAAACCAUCGCCGGGGGCAGUGGUGCUGGUCGAACAUGGACAGGCACGGACGGCGUGCACACCAACAUGACCAACACGCGCAUCACAGACCCCGAGUCUCUCGAACGACGAUACCCCGUGGUCCUGCGACGAUUCUGCAUUCGCCCGAAUAGUGGUGGACGUGGUGCUCACCGUGGUGGAAAUGGAGUGAUCAGAGAUGUUGAAUUCCGCCUCCCCAUGAUGGCAUCCAUUCUCUCCGAGCGACGCAGUUUCAGCCCGUAUGGAAUGGCCGGUGGUGGUGACGGCAAACGGGGAUUGAACACAUGGGUGAAGAAGACGGGCGCAUCCAUCUCGAUUGGAGGCAAGAAUUCCAUCUCGGUGUUGCCUGGAGAUCGGCUGGUGAUCGAGACGCCUGGCGGUGGUGCAUACGGAAAGGAGAGCGAGGGACAGCUGGUGGAUGAGUCAAAAGUGAGGCCGUCGUUUGUGCCGAUCGCGAAUGGAUCAGUCGAGGCAGCGAGAUCAUUAGCUGAGCAGGUGUAGAAGACAGAGAAUUAAUGUAUAUGAAGUCAUACACUCGACUCUGUGUUGACGAUAACCGGCAUUCGCAUUAAUACAGAGUUAUUCAGUAAAGAAUAUAGUGAGAAAGGCC